Sander lucioperca (pikeperch) is the source of this 1282-nucleotide messenger RNA. RefSeq lists its product as uncharacterized. The transcript is spliced from 2 exons. The coding region runs from base 1 to 1194 and encodes 397 amino acids. Lineage: Eukaryota; Metazoa; Chordata; Actinopteri; Perciformes; Percidae. The record is from RefSeq and is a predicted model, not a curated record.
AUGCUAAAAAUUUUGCUCAACCCCCCCGAUGUUGAACUCAAAGUAACGCCCUUGACUGCUCUCAAUGCAGAAGACAACGAGCAGUCCAAGUAUGCUUUAUGUUGUUUGCUAAACUGGUUGUGGGCUUAUGUGGUCUUGUGUUUGGCAGAUGACAGCCACUGUGUUGAGGAAGCUGACCAGGCCGUUCCACAGUCAGAGUCACCUACGCAUAAAGAUGCUGACACUCAGUGGGAGGUUCAGGCACUGAUGGAUCACACCUACAUAUUAGGACAAAAGAAGAAUCAUGUAUGCGACAGAGAAACACAAUGUGGUGGAGAAGAACCCCUUGCCCAUGCCAUCCUGAAGAAUGACACUAGCUGUGUGUUGUACACAGGCCUUUCUCUCAGUGCCUUUUUUGAUCAUGUUAAAUAUCUGGAACAGUUCUAUAAAGCAAACUUUAAGAUGCACGUAAUGGAUCAAAUAUUGAUGACCAUGAUGAAACUUAAGUUGAAUCUACUCCAGGGUGAUCUUGCAGAACGCUUUGCUGUGUCCCACGGGUUGGUGAGCAGGAUCCUCUCCUACUGGAUAGACACAAUGGAGGAGCACAUGAGAAUCUACAUUCCUUGGCUGCCAAGGGAGACAAUCCGGAGCACAAUGCCUCAGUGCUUCAGGGAGAAGUUCCCCAACACCACCUGCAUCAUUGACUGCACUGAGACCACCCUGCAGAAACCACACAACCUUGACUCCAGAGGCGAGUCAUACAGCCAUUAUUAUUCCAGCAAUACUAUAAAGUAUUUAGUUGCUAUUGCCCCGUGUGGGCUUGUUAUGUUCAUUUCUCCUGCUUAUGGAGGCAGGUGUAGUGACAAGUUCAUCACUCAGGAGUCUGGCUUCCUGGAGUAUCUUCGUCCCGGCGAUGAAGUGAUGGCAGACAGAGGCUUUACCAUCAGAGAUCUGCUGUUUGAGAGAAAGAUUAACCUUGUUCUACCAGCGUUCACUCAUAAAGGAGGGCAGUUGUCUGAUGAGGAUGUAACUGCCACAAGGAGGAUUGCAAAUGUGCGCAUACAUGUGGAAAGAGUUAUCAGGAGGCUCAAAGUGUUCAAAAUAAUCUCCCAGACUGUACCCAUCAACUUGGCACACAAAAUGGACAAAAUCCUCAGAAUCUGUGCAGCCCUUGUAAACAUGCAGGGGGAAAUCAUCCACGAGGAUGCUGAUUGAGCAUAGAAGUUUACAUGUCAAAAAGAUCCUGAUUUCCACUGUAGCUUAAUAUUUGUAAAUAAUUAUUUGACAGCCUGCAGUGCCUUGA